Molecule: messenger RNA, 1075 nt
Organism: Actinia tenebrosa (Australian red waratah sea anemone)
Lineage: Eukaryota; Metazoa; Cnidaria; Anthozoa; Actiniaria; Actiniidae
Cellular component (GO): membrane
Source: RefSeq, a predicted model, not a curated record
CGAUAAUCUUUACUUCCGGUCAGCCCUUCCGGUUAGUUUCAAGAGAUGACAUAAUUUUCUUACCCUACCCCACCCCUACUAUGGCGCAUUGUGCGCGGGGAAUCAAACGUCUGCGCAUCCUCUGGUCACAAAAGACAUCGAAGACAAAAUGGCUCCCUAUGAAGAAGACGGAGGAGAAAGGCCAAAUGAUGAUCGUUUGAUCAAAAUAAACUUUGAAUGGGUAAAGGUAGUUCUUGGGCAGAUUGCUAUAGCAGAAUUGGUCCUAACAUUUCUCUGUGGCUGUUGUUCGUCGUCGGUUUCGUGGUACAUAAGUUCAGGUUGUGGCGGCAAGAUUGGAUUCCUCGACUUCGUAGCCUGGACUGCCUUUCUAAAUAUUCUUAUCGACCUUAUUAUUCACACCUUGGGUUUGUGGGAGCGUUUGUUGUGGAUCUUUCGCCACCCAGCCGUUCACUUUGUACUAUGCUGCUUAGCUGUCUUAGGCUUUUUGAUCGGAUCUUCCUUGGUCGCUUCUUGUUCGAAGGAUAACGGGGUCUACAAUCCUGGUGCUGGUGUAGCUGCUUCUAUAUUUGGUUACAUUUGUCUUGUUCUCUUUGGUGUUGAAGCCUACUUGCACUUCAUGAAGUACAGGAACAUGGAGUCUGAGGGAAGAAGGCAGACGGGUUCUGAGGACGCUAAAGCAGAUGUGAUUUGAAAACAUAUUAAAGAUGCUCCAGAAAGUAUGAUUUCUAGAAGGUGUGCUUGAAUAUGGUGGUUUCUUAAAUUGGCAUCAGCAGGAAUAAAGAAAGUUAAGGAGAAUCAGAGAACAAAUAGUUUAACAAAUAUAAUCAUUGACAUUUAUAUAAUAUAUUAGAGUGAUAAAUAACUGCAAAAGUUUUCUUAACUACUUAAAACUGAAUUAAUUCYGUUUAAAACUGAUUCGCUGUUAUCCAUUAUUCAUGGGUUGUUUUAGUAAGAUCUUUUUUGGGAAGUUGUGUAAUGUAUAAUAUGAACGUUAAUAGCCUGAGAAAGAUGUAAGGUUUAUGUACUUUACAAUUCAUUAUAAGUUUAUUCAAAUAAACAGAGUUUGUAGACAAAA